Gossypium raimondii (Peruvian cotton) is the source of this 1374-nucleotide messenger RNA. RefSeq names its product basic leucine zipper 19. The record is from RefSeq and is a predicted model, not a curated record. Lineage: Eukaryota; Viridiplantae; Streptophyta; Magnoliopsida; Malvales; Malvaceae. The transcript has 2 exons. Gene Ontology annotation, biological process: DNA-templated transcription; regulation of transcription by RNA polymerase II. Gene Ontology annotation, molecular function: RNA polymerase II cis-regulatory region sequence-specific DNA binding; DNA-binding transcription factor activity, RNA polymerase II-specific. The coding region runs from base 252 to 1001 and encodes 249 amino acids.
GAAACAAGAAAGAUUUUCUUUAAAAGGGUUAUCAAAUGUCUGUGAGUGGGGAAGUCCUAGAUAAAAAGGCAUAGUAAAACUAUAGAGAGAAACAAGCCAACCUAUGCUUUAUUCUUAUUGCCUCUCUGGUCAGGUAUUCCAUUCUCUAUUUUGACGCCACCCAGCAAAAACACCAUCUCCCCUCUUAACUUUAUUUGGAGAAAAGGUGGAGCUGUGUAUCUUGCAGAUGUGAAUUCUAUUUCUGAUGUUUAAUGAAGGAAAACAUGGAGGAUGGGGAGAUAGAGCUUUCUGACCAUGUCCUACUAUCAAACACUGCUCCAUCCACCAAUUUUCAAGAUUCAACAUCUGUAGAUUUAAUCAUUGAUGAAUACUUGAAGAAUACCAGAACAUGUAGUCACACUCACACUUGUAAUCCACCCGGCCCUGAUGUUGCACAUUCACAUACAUGCUACCAUACGCAUACCCAACUUCUUACAUCUGAAGAUGAUGAUUACCACAACAAUAAAGCCAGCUCUGGUUUGAAUUUGAAACCAAGAAGGUCUUUGGGGAACAGAGAAGCAGUUCGGAAAUAUAGAGAGAAAAAGAAGGCACACACUGCUUAUCUUGAAGAGGAAGUGAAGAAAUUGCGAUUACUGAACCAGCAACUUGUUAGAAAAUUACAAGGACAGACCAUCCUUGAAGCAGAGGUUUUGAGGCUGCGAAGCCUUUUGGUAGGCAUUAGAGCAAAGGUUGAUAGCGAGUUGGGUGUUUUCCCCUUCCACAAACAGUGUGCCAAUGCCACUAUUUUGAAGGAAGGUGAUUGCGGGGUGCAGUCCAUUGGUGAUACAAUUAGUCUACAAUGUCAGACCGAUUUGCCAUGCUUCCAUCCACAUCCAGGUUCAUUAUCAUCACAUGCCAGCAUUGGUGGAAGUGAGAAAGUGAGCAUAUCCUUGGAAGGAAAUUGUCAGCCUGCAACUGUGAACUGUCAAGCUAAUGAACAUAAUUCAGAUGACCAGUGUUGAAGGUCAUCCAAAUGAAAACAGCUGAACCCUGGUGUCAUCUCAUGUGCAUCUCAAGCUGGAGAACAAGUGCAAGGAAAGAAACCAUUUGUAAGUUGCCCUAUACUUGAUCUCGGUGUAGUGUAAAAGUCUGUCCAAGUGUAUCACAGCAUGCUCGUCGAGCAAACCAAAUAUUACAUAUAGACUCUGGUAUAUAUAUACAGAAUAACGACAAUAUAAGGAGUGUAUAUCAGGUUAUGUAUGUUAGGCGAAUAGAACUUUAGUCUGACAGAACCAUGUGCUCUAGACAUAUUUUAUAUCGUCUUGUCUUGAUCUCUAAGCGGCUUAUAUGAUGCUAGUACUAGCAUGUAAAUAGAAUCGUCCUCUUGCAGCUUUA